AUGGACAAAGAUGAAACAUAUUUAUGUGAUACUGUAUUGUUUAAUCCAACUGGAAUACCAAUCCCUCCUUUACUUAGAGUUGCAUAUUUGCAAACCAGAGUGGAUUCAACAAAUCAUUCAACUAAAGCACCAGAAACAUUUAGAGAUUUUUUGAAAUUGACAUUUGUCAAUAUGAAUCCUGAAACUCUUUGCAGAUCCCUUGGUGUUGGUAGUGAUGGUCGUCUUCUAGAAAGGAACAUUAAAGAACACAUUAAUAGAUUUCAAAAAGGUAGCAAAUAUUAUUCAAUCAUUGAUAUUGCCAAAGAAUAUGUGGUUAUCAAUAUAACCCAGGAUAAACAACAUUCUUCAUCUUUUUCUGGAAAGAACUACAUAUAUAUAGAAUUUAACCAAGACUUUAAUAAGGUGGUUAUGAAUUUUCCAGAUGGGGAGAAAACAGAAAUGUCUUUAGGAGGUAGUGGAAUAUUAAAUGUUGAAAUGCAAAUUUGA
Messenger RNA from Entrophospora sp. SA101, 486 nucleotides. The record is from the annotation of a GenBank genome assembly. Lineage: Eukaryota; Fungi; Glomeromycota; Glomeromycetes; Entrophosporales; Entrophosporaceae.